Molecule: messenger RNA, 1409 nt
Organism: Closterium sp. NIES-67
Lineage: Eukaryota; Viridiplantae; Streptophyta; Zygnematophyceae; Desmidiales; Closteriaceae
Source: the annotation of a GenBank genome assembly
GGAUCUCCCUCCUGCCCCACAGCCGUGCAUUUAUCUACUCACAUCCGUUCUCAGAAAGGUAGUUCCCGCAAUUGUCAGCCUGAAUUCACCCCGCCUUUGACGACAUCUGCCAAGCUCCAACCAGUCAACUUGAGUUUGCCUUGCAGCUUCGUUCAAACUAUGGCGGCCCUCACAAGCGGUUCUAAGGUCCUUCCUGUCCUCGCGACGGGCAGCAACGGUGCUCAGCAGAAUGGCAGCCGUGUUUCCCUGGGCUCCAGGAUGCUCUCAGGAACCCGCGCCUCGGUUUCUUCUCAGAGCACGUUCUUCAGCGGCCGGGAUUCAUGGCGGUUGCAGCAGGCCGUCGGUGCGACUGGCAGCAACGGAGGAGCCCUGGCGGCCGAGAUGAAUAUCUUCGACAGGGUCGGCCGGAUCGUCAAGUCGUACACGAACGCGGCGCUGAGCUCGUUGGAGGACCCGGAGAAGAUGCUGGAUCAGACGGUCGAGGACAUGCAGAACGACCUCAUCAAGCUGCGACAAGCCACCGCACAGGUGCUGGCGAGCACCAAGAUGUUGGAAAACAAAUUCAAGGCCGCACAGCAGAGCUCCGACGACUGGUACGCGCGGGCGAAGCUGGCACUGGCGAAGGGCGAGGAGGAGCUGGCGAAGGAGGCCCUCAAGCGACGCAAGGAGUUCGAGGAGAACGCGAGGAGUCUUGAGUCGCAGCUGGCGGCACAACAGACGACAGCAGACAAGCUUAUUAGCAACACUCGGCUGCUGGAGAGCAAGAUCUCUGAGGCGAAGGCGAAGAAGGAUACGCUCAAGGCCCGCGCCCAGUCUGCCAAGACCCAGCAGAAGGUGAAUGAGCUGGUGGGCGGCAUCAGCACCAGCAGCUCGCUGGCAGCCUUCGAGAAGAUGGAGGAGAAAGUGCUGGCUCUUGAGGCGGAGUCAGAGGCGGUGGGCCAGCUGACAUCAGAUGAUCUCUCCUCUAAGUUCGCCCUGCUGGAGAAGGGGUCAGUGGACGAUGACCUGGAGGCGCUCAAGAUGGACAUGCUGCUGCCAGACAAGAGCUCGUCUGGGGAGCUGCCAGCGGGGCGGUCAGUAGCGAAACCGUCACUCAAGGAUCUCGAGGUGGAGGCUGAGCUGAACGAGCUCAGGAGGCGGGCUAGGGAGCUCUAAGCUGACUCACUGGCUGGGGGUUGAAUCCCCAGGAGGGGCCCAGGGGUGUGUGGAUUUAUUCCCAAAUGGAAGCUAGCAGUACAGUGAAUGUUGGUAGCUCUGCGCUCACUGGUGUGCACCAAAUGUUGUGAUGGCCUUGUUGGUUUAUGUGAUAGAUUUUGUUAUUUAGACCCUAAGAGCUGUCGUGGAGAACCUACAUUAUGUCAACUUAUACAUAUUAUCUAUGUAGAAGUUAUAGGCUAGACUGAGGUAUG